AUGGCUACACAUGACGUCCAAGAAUUGAAAUUACUUUUUUCUUUGUUUGAUACCGAUCAUGAUGGUCGUAUUACACAAGAUGAAAUUAAACAGCUAGUUGAAACAGUCUCAGGUUAUUCAUGGACAGAAGAGCAACUUGCUGCAUUCAUGAAAAUAGUUGAUACCGAUAAUUUAAGUGGUGAUGGUUGUGUUGACAAACAAGAAUUUGAACAAGUAAUGAAAGAAAAAGGAAAAGAUUUAAAUCAAGAUCAAAUCAAAAUAUUUAAUAAAAAAUUUCAACAAGAUGAAAAUAGUAAAGUUACUUAUGAACAAUUCAUUGAUGGUGCAAUGGAAAUCUACAAAAAUAUUAAAUUUAAUUGA
Messenger RNA from Rotaria sp. Silwood2, 360 nucleotides. The record is from the annotation of a GenBank genome assembly. Lineage: Eukaryota; Metazoa; Rotifera; Eurotatoria; Philodinida; Philodinidae.